AGGAAAGCAAAAGAAUACUCUAGCAUCUACUUAAGUUAUGAAGUUGUGGAUUUUAUAACAAUGGUUGCUUUUAUAAUGUCGUGUUAAAUUUGUAUUUCGUAAUUGUAAAAGUUCUUGAUUUAUGGACGAUCCGAUUAACAGGUUAGAAGAGCAGUUAAUCGGUAGGUUCGAUUCAUAGGACUCGUUGAAUUAAUCGUUCUGUACUUUAGCGUUUGUUUGUACUUGCAGGUUAUUGCGCCGGAUGGAGGACGCUGGAAUUUCAGGGAAACGGCGCCGAAAUUUCGACGACAGCGAGGGGUGAUCUAUCGUAUGGAGAUGCCCGAAUGCAAAGCGGAAGGAUGACGCCGACGUUAAAGCAAGAGACAAUGAAACACGGGGACACGAUCACGCUCGAAAAGAUACAAACGAAAAUCAAGUUCCUCGAGGACAGCAAUAUAGUUAUGCAGACGCGCAAUCAGAAUCUUAUCACCGAGAACAAAGCCCUCGCGUCUCAACUCAAAGAGGAACGGGACGAAGUGAAAAGGCUAGAGAAGAGGCUGACGUUGCUGCGAGAGGAACUUGAUUUCGAAAGAUCGAAGAUCGAAGGGAUGAAACAAGAGGCAGAAGAAGUCAGAAAAAGGCAAAUGCCAAUGGUUGAAACAAACGGAACGUCUACAACGAACAUCGUAUCUAAGACCGAUCGUGGAGUUCAAGUCUGGGCGGUAUGCAUGGCUUGUCAAAGAAAACUGGAAAGUUGCGAGAAACAACCACCCACCGUCAUCAUCACCAAAUCGGAAUUAGAAGUGUUGGAAAAAGAUAUGCAGACUCUUCGAGAUACUAUAAUCGCGCGAGAACAAGCAUGGGACAAGGCCAUGGAACGCGAGCACAAUUAUAGGCAACAACUGACGCGACUCACCACGGAAACAAUCACGGCUCGUCACCUUUCUGACACGCGCUACGAAGAGCUGAAAACUGCGACAAACGCGCUGCAGGAAAAAGAAUCAGAAUUUAAAUCGACUCAAAAGGAUAACGCAUAUCUACAGAAAUUGAUCGCAAAGAUUUACAAUAGCUAUCAAAGAGGGCAAGAAGGAUAUCAAAGAAGCAGUUUGACGGCUGAUAUUAAUGAGAAAGAUCAAAGAUUUAUCGAAGACAUUGCUCGACGAGCAUCGAGCGGAAAAGGCAAACAGAAACCAAAAUUGAAGAGUUCCUGUUCGGAAAGAACCGCACAUUCUACCGUUUAUCAAUACAGUCCUCGCGAUAAAAGUUCGAGAUCUGCUAAGGAUCAAGCAGGUUGUUUAAAAGAACCGAGGCGCUAAUAGUAACCCCUUCUUAACGAUAUCAGGAUCUUUUAUUGAAAAUAAGAAAAUAUGAAAUUUGUACAUGCCAAAAAUGCAAUUUUUAAGCUAAACUAA
Bombus pascuorum is the source of this 1391-nucleotide messenger RNA. RefSeq lists its product as uncharacterized. Bases 324 to 1295 code for a protein of 323 amino acids. The transcript is spliced from 7 exons. Lineage: Eukaryota; Metazoa; Arthropoda; Insecta; Hymenoptera; Apidae. The record is from RefSeq and is a predicted model, not a curated record.